GCACCGUUGACAAUAUAACUCCGCCUCCCUACUAAAGUGUCAUCACUUCUUCCUCUGUCAUUUAUCUCAACUCCAGAGAGCAAUGAUUUCAGAGGUACAACUAAAAGUCCAGAAGAAAAAGCUCCCAGCGAUACUAUCUUCUACAGAAGAGGAUGAAGAGCCGAACAAGGCACAACAUGAUGAUGAAGAUGAAGGUGAAGAAGAUGAUUCCCCCUCCUCCUCCGCCUCCUCCUUGUCCCCGCGGCGGCGUGAGAAUAUUCCGAGCCACAUUCCAACGCCGCCGUGGAAUAAGCAGAUAACAGUGAGGGGAGUGAUCGCAAGCGCCGUAAUAGGAAGCAUUUUCAGCGUGAUAGCUAUGAAGCUCGACCUCACCACCGGAAUCACCCCGAACUUCAACAUCUCCGCCGCUCUUCUCGGUUUCAUCUUCAUCCGAACCUGGACGAAGCUUCUCCGCAGGCUCGGGGUAUCGUCCACACCGUUCACCCGCCAGGAAAACACCAUGAUCCAAACGUGCGCCGUCGCCUGCUACAGCAUUGCAGUCGGAGGCCGGUUAAUAUACAUUUUCUGCAUUCUUAUUAUCAGGUUGAUCUUUUAAAAUAGAAUCUUUCAGUUUGGUUUGACUCUUGUGGGUUGUGAUCAAAAUUUUCAGGUGGGCUGGGAUCUUACUUGUUGGGGAUGGACAAGAAAACGUAUGAGCUUGCUGGAGUUGAAACAGAGGGAAACAAUCCGAGCAGUUAUAAGAAGCUGGAGAUGGGGUGGAUGACCGGUUACGAACUUGUAGUUUGCUUUAUUGGCCUUUUUGUACUGAUCCCUCUCCGUAAGAUUCUGAUUAUCGAUUACAAAUUGACAUUUCCAACUGGGAUGGCAACGGCAGUUCUAAUCAAUGGGUUCCAUGCCAAGAGUGAUAAAGUGGGAAGAAAACAGGUCAAGGGGUUCUUGAAGUUUUUUUCUUACAGUUUUAUAUGGGCUUUCUUUCAGUGGUUUUACACUGGGAAAGGAGAUUGUGGUUUCUCACAGUUUCCAACUUUUGGGUUAAAUGCCUGGAAGCAUACAUUCUUCUUUGACUUCAGUUUGACUUAUGUGGGAACUGGGAUGAUCUGCCCCCAUAUUGUGAAUUUAUCUCUGCUUCUUGGUGCUGUCAUUUCAUGGGGAGUGCUAUGGCCUAUUGUGGCAAGGUUGAAAGGAGAUUGGUUUCCUGCAAAUAUCCCAGAAACCAGUAUGAAAAGCCUUAAUGGCUACAAGGUCUUUAUCUCCAUUUCCCUCCUCUUAGGCGAUGGCCUUUACAACUUCAUCAAGAUAUUAUGUUUCACCCUCUUUAGCAUUCUUCAAAGGUUCAAAGAAAGAAACGUCGUUCUACGUCCGGAUUGGAGUACAGGCAGUGGCGAUGAGCUAAGAAAGGAUGAGUUAUUCAUUAGAGAAAGCAUCCCAAUGUGGGUUGGAGGAGUUGGGUACUUGUCAUUGGCCAUUGUCGCAGUGGUUGCUAUACCUAUGAUCUUCCCUGAAGUAAAAUGGUAUUGGAUAAUCAUUGCCUAUGCAUUUGCCCCUUCUCUGGCUUUCUGCAACGCGUAUGGUGCUGGAUUAACGGAUAUCAACAUGGCCUACAACUACGGUAAACUUGGGCUGUUCAUGAUGGCUGCAUUAGCCGGGAAAGAGCAUGGUGGUGUGCUGGCAGGUCUAGCAGGAUGCGGGAUAGUCAAGUCUCUAGCAAAUGUUUCCUGCAAUCUAAUGAUAGACCUGAAAACGGGCCAUCUCACCCUCACCUCUCCUAGAGCCAUGUUAGUCAGUCAGGGAAUCGGGACCCUCAUCGGCUGCGUGGUGGCACCACUCAGCUUCUUCCUCUUUUACAACGCUUUUGAUAUCGGAAACCCGAACGGAGAGUUCAAGGCUCCAUAUGCCCUCAUCUACCGAAACAUGGCUGUUCUCAGUGUGGAAGGCUUUUCAGCUUUGCCUGCGCACUGCUUGCAGCUGUGCUACGGGUUUUUCGGGUUUGCGGUUUUGGUCAACUUGAUCAAGGAUCUUUCCCCACGAGGGAUCGGGAGAUGGAUGCCGUUGCCGAUGGCAAUGGCAGUGCCAUUCCUCAUUGGAGGGUACUUUGCCAUCGAUAUGUGCAUUGGGAGCGCUGUUGUGUUUGUGUGGCAUAAACUCAAUGCCAAGAAGGCUGAGGUCAUGGUUCCAGCAGUUGCUUCAGGGAUGAUAUGUGGAGAGGGCAUGUGGAUUCUUCCUGCUUCCAUCCUCGCUUUGGCGAAAAUUUCUCCCCCGAUUUGCAUGAAGUUCUUCAGCUCUUGAGCAUCAAUCCCUUGUUCUGUUAGUCAUUAAGAUACUCUCAUUUGCGGAACAAUGAAAUACUGCGCAACUUCAAAGGUAUAGAAGAACAAGUGAUGUUUGGCGUACAACUAAGUUGGUUAACAUACUUGUACAACAAGACUUUUGUAAAUACAGACAGUAUUUUGAGCAUACAAUUUUAUGUCUGUGAUGAAAACAAAACGAAUUCAAAAAACUAUCUUUGCA
Messenger RNA from Cuscuta epithymum, 2508 nucleotides. Lineage: Eukaryota; Viridiplantae; Streptophyta; Magnoliopsida; Solanales; Convolvulaceae. The record is from the annotation of a GenBank genome assembly.